AUGAUAAGUUAUCACCUUCCAUUAGGGGAAUCUAAUCUUGUAGAAAUGGGUCAUAUUUGGGCAAAAGCUUUUACAAAAAUGCCGAUGCUUUGA
This is a messenger RNA of Debaryomyces tyrocola, 93 nucleotides long. The record is from the annotation of a GenBank genome assembly. Lineage: Eukaryota; Fungi; Ascomycota; Pichiomycetes; Serinales; Debaryomycetaceae.